AUGAAGCUGGGUUAUAGCUGUUGUCUCGGUUUACAUAAACAUCCGGGUGGUUCAAGACAUCGUGUUCACCUCCUGGCUAAGUUUGGCUCAUUGAUCUCUAUCGAAGGAGAAGGAGACUCGACGGAUUCCGACAAUGAGUCGGGUUCGUUGGAACUUAUGACACCUUCGGAAAGGAUCCUUCGGGAAAGACCAGUAAAACCAUCAACAAAAGCUAAAGAGAUGCAGGCUAAGGCUCGUGGACGGGGAAAUCGAGGACGGGGAAGUCGAGGUGGACGUGGCUAG
Microthlaspi erraticum is the source of this 282-nucleotide messenger RNA. The record is from the annotation of a GenBank genome assembly. NCBI's taxonomy places the organism in Eukaryota, Viridiplantae, Streptophyta, Magnoliopsida, Brassicales, Brassicaceae.